AUGUAGAGUUUAUGAAAAAUCGGUGAAACAACAGAGGAGGCAAUAUGGCACUUACUUGGACUCAUAAAGACAGAGGAGAAAUUCGGGUUCAUGAGAAUUUGGAGGAACUAAGCAUAGACUUGGUUGAUUAUAUAGCUGAGAUAUCAGAAGCAUCAAUUAAAGAACAUGGUGCUUUCUGCAUUGUGUUAUCAGGAGGCUCUCUCAUUAGCUUCAUGGGAAAAUUGAUCGAGCCGCCUUACGACAAGAUUGUCGAUUGGGCGAAAUGGUAUGUUUUCUGGGCGGAUGAGCGUGUGGUAGCUAAGAGUCAUGACGAUAGCAACUACAAGCUCGCCAAGGAUAAUCUCCUCUCCAAGGUAAAUGUGUUUCCGAGACAUAUAUGUUCCAUUAACGACACAGUUUCGGUGGAGGAAGCUGCAACAGAGUAUGAAUUCGCCAUCAGACAGAUGGUGAGAACACGAACCGUGGCUGCGUCAGACAACAGUGACAGUCCCAGGUUUGAUCUGAUCUUGCUUGGGAUGGGCUCAGAUGGGCAUGUAGCCUCGCUCUUCCCCAACCACCCAGCACUUGAGAUGAAGGACGAUUGGGUUACGUUCCUAACCGACUCUCCUAAACCGCCACCAGAGAGAAUCACAUUCACUUUGCCCGUCAUUAACUCAGCUGCUAACGUUGUUGUCGUAGCAACCGGCGAAUCCAAAGCCAAUGCUAUGCACUUAGCAAUCGAUGAUUUACCCUUACCAGAAAGCUCUCUGUCUCUGCCUGCAAGGCUGGUCCACCCGAGCAAAGGGAAUCUGAUUUGGUUUGUGGAUAAACCAGCAGGGUCAAAACUCGAGAGGUUUAAAUUUUCCGAGUAGGAUUUAGAUUUUUCUUCUUUGAUUCAAAAGCAAUUGGUUAUUGUUAUCAGUGAUGAACCUUUUUGAAUGAAGAGCAUCCGGUUUG
Molecule: messenger RNA, 936 nt
Organism: Arabidopsis arenosa
Lineage: Eukaryota; Viridiplantae; Streptophyta; Magnoliopsida; Brassicales; Brassicaceae
Source: the annotation of a GenBank genome assembly